CAACAGGAAGCUAUCUGGGAGUUAAUAGAAACAGAAAAAUCUUUUAUAAAAAAUCUCAAUGUUAUAACUGAUGUAUUUAAAAAUUGUUUGUUAAAUAUUCAGAAUAACCAGUUAUUAUCAGAGAUUGAAACAGAGCAGUUAUUUAGUAAUAUUGAUGCCUUGGAAGAAGUCAACUGUCAGUUCUGGGAACAACAUAUAUUACCAGUUUUAAAUGACAGUAGAUCGUCACGGCAACCACUUAAUCCAUCCUUAUUUAAACAGGGUUUUACAACACAGUUCCAUAAAUUAUUUCACCCCUAUGUAAAAUGGUGUAUUGAUCAGAAAAACUGUGUUGAUUAUCAACGAACUAAAUAUAGUGAAAAUGAACUCUUUAAAACUUUUGUUGUGUGGGCAGAAGCACAACCACAAUGUAAAAGAUUAAAACUAACAGAUUUAUUGGCUAAACCUAUGCAGAGAUUAACUAAAUAUUCUCUACUGGUGAAUGCUAUAUUAAAGAAAACAGAAGAUCCUCAUCAAAGACAGGAUUUGGAGGAAAUGAUUGAACAUAUAGACAGAUUUGUAACCCAUGUGAAUACACAGUUACGUAAUCAACAAGAACAGGAGCGAUAUGAGUCAAUUAUAGCUAAAAUAGAACCUUAUGAUGCUAUUGAGGCCCCAAAUGAAGAGUGCGUUAAGAUUCUGCAAGAAUAUAACACGAACUUUGACCUGCGUGCUCCAAUGCCUGGUAUUAACCAAGUCAGUAGAAAAUUAUUGAUGCAGUCUGCAUUGAAAUUAAAAGAUGCUCAAGCCAGGAUGGAAGUAGACUGUUUUCUAUUCACUGAUUUGUUUUUAAUCUGUAAAUCUAAUAAAAGAAUGGAUAAAUAUAAAGUAUUAAAACCUCCAAUGAGACUUGAUAGAAUUCUGGUACAUGAUCUUAAAGAUAAAGGGAGUUUUCUGUUAAUAUAUUUAAAUGAAUACCAUGUACCAAGUACAGCCUAUACCUUCCAUGCUAAUGAAUCAGCUGUUAAAUGCUGGCUGGAAUAUAUCAAAAAAGCUCAGGUUAGUAUCUGUUUAUUGUCUUGGUCUAGGAGCUAG
Molecule: messenger RNA, 1074 nt
Organism: Lottia gigantea (owl limpet)
Lineage: Eukaryota; Metazoa; Mollusca; Gastropoda; Lottiidae
Exons: 9
Biological process (GO): Rho protein signal transduction; endothelial cell migration
Cellular component (GO): endocytic vesicle; plasma membrane; axon
Molecular function (GO): guanyl-nucleotide exchange factor activity
Source: RefSeq, a predicted model, not a curated record